Glycine soja is the source of this 910-nucleotide messenger RNA. RefSeq lists its product as uncharacterized. The transcript is spliced from 5 exons. The coding region runs from base 145 to 582 and encodes 145 amino acids. The record is from RefSeq and is a predicted model, not a curated record. NCBI's taxonomy places the organism in Eukaryota, Viridiplantae, Streptophyta, Magnoliopsida, Fabales, Fabaceae.
AUUUUGGGGGUGGUGACUCUGACAAAGUAUGUUUUUGUUGCUGUUGUAACUUGUGUGGUAGUAUCACAAGUGAAACUGAAGCGAAAUCAUCCCAAUUUGCAAAUGCCUAAAACCUGAAUUUGGAAGAAAGAAGAUAUAAAUAAAAUGGCGAGUGUGCCUUCACCUUCUUCUUCUCCUCCUCCUCCUCCUCCACGCUCCGGCAACACCUCCCCCAACAACCAGUUGGAAGCUGUUACAAAUAAUGGGGUUUCUCACGUCGAUGAUAAAAAACCUAACUUCACCGAUGGUCUUGAUCACUUGGAUAGUCCACAGUGCAUAGAGAGGUUCAGAAAAUAUGAUCAUGAUUAUGCUCAUCGUUUGCUGGCAAAAUAUUUCUCUAACAAAAACUUCAAUGGAGGCAACAUAUUUGAUUUGGAAAUAACAGUAAAUGAUGAAAUCAUAAAGUCAAGCAGCUUGACUUGUUACAGGUCAUAUGCAGAUCCUGUAGUAGGUUUUGAAGACCAAUCCAGCAAUGGAUCAACUCCACCAGCAGAUUCCCAAGCUAACAUCCCCAAUGGGAAACAUGCGGUGAAGAAGAACUGAAAUAAUGUGCCUUGAGAAGCAUCAUCAGUGCAUGACAUCUUAGAAAGCUUAACGCAAAUUCAGGAACUUGUGACUGAAAAGAUGGUCAUGGUCUCAACCAUCAAAUUCCUAGCGUAAAACAGAUGGUUUUUUGGGGUCAUAAUUACGUGUUAAGAGGCGCUAUUUAUACGAUUCAGUAUACUGAUUGCAAAGUGCAUCAUUGCCACCCACUAACUUAUUCUGCAUUUCACAUUCAUUCUAGUUGUUUAAGUACUAUAAAGAAAGUCCAUGAUAUAAUACUGUCUCUGUUUCUUUUUAAUUAUCAGAUUUUUUAUUUAUUUAUCUGUCA